Molecule: messenger RNA, 468 nt
Organism: Ogataea philodendri
Lineage: Eukaryota; Fungi; Ascomycota; Pichiomycetes; Pichiales; Pichiaceae
Exons: 1
Coding region: 1-468 (155 amino acids)
Biological process (GO): protein import into mitochondrial matrix
Cellular component (GO): PAM complex, Tim23 associated import motor
Molecular function (GO): ATPase activator activity
Source: RefSeq, a predicted model, not a curated record
AUGUCCAACAUUCAAAACAUCAGCAUACCGACGCUUCCGGUCGCUGACGAGGGCCAGCAAAGCACACAGGGUGAAGGCUCGUUUGGUACUGCUCAGCAGGCCGCCAGACCGACUGUUUCGACCGCAGAGCAGUACUUCGACGCCGCCUCCAACUACAUGUCUGAGCACCCGGUGAUAACUGGAUUGGGUGCGUUUGCUGCCGCAUACGUUGCUGCCGGUGUUUACAAGAAGGUGACCUCGUCCGGUGCCGCCAAAUUUUACAAGGGAGGGUUUGACCCAAAGAUGAACGCCAGAGAAGCCUUGAGAAUACUGGACCUGAAGGAAAGCACUUUGUCCAAAGCCAAGUUGAAGGAGAACCACAGAAGAAUCAUGCUGCUGAACCACCCGGACAAGGGCGGGUCUCCGUUCCUGGCCACCAAGAUCAACGAGGCCAAGGACUUCUUGGAAAAGAGAGGUAUCAACAAAUGA